GGCCGCCAUCUUUCCGCGGGAGGAGGUGUUUGGUACAGAUAGACUGUAGGGAGAAGGGGGUAGUAGUGAGAACGGCUUUGGUUUGCUGUUUAUUCCCAUUUAUUUACAGUCAUGUCAAAUGAAACUGAAGGAACGAAGACCAUCGAAGAGGCAUCAACCGAGGAGCAGCGGGAAAUGGAGGACAAAGUGGUCAGCCCUGAAAAGGUAGAAGAAGCCAAGCUGAAAGCUAGAUACCCUCAUCUUGGUUCAAAGCCGGGUGGCUCUGAUCUUUUAAGGAAAAGACUUCAGAAAGGGCAAAAAUAUUUUGACUCUGGUGACUACAAUAUGGCUAAGGCCAAGAUGAAGAACAAACAGCUGCCGACAGCUACCACUGAGAAAGCUGAGGUCACUGGAGACCACAUCCCCACUCCACAAGACUUGCCUCAGAGAAAACCUUCCCUGGUUGCCAGCAAGCUGGCUGGUUGAUUUAUAAGAUAUGACAGUGCACCCUUUUCUUCUCAUUCCUGUUUUUCACCCUUAUUAUUGUCCCUAUUCAUCUCUUAACUUUAUUUUACACUAAAGUCAUUUGGAAAGGCUGACGAGUAGGCAGAUUCCAGUUAAUAGUGCUGCUUGUGGAGGAAUUACAAAAGUGUGUAGUACCUGGAAUGACUGCUGAAGAAAAAAAAUGUCAGUGAGACCCACAAACUUGCAAAAGUUUUGGUGGCUUAAGUAUACUGUAGUUUUGGGUGAAGAAGUGUACAUAUUAACUAUUUCCUAGUGUAGGAGUGAUGGCAGGAAUUGACAUUUUAGAAGGUUUUACAUUUUUACUGUAUCAUUCCUUAUAGCCUUCAUCUAAAUGAAGUAGUGUGCUUGAAUUAUUUAAUAUAAUCUUCAGUCAUGUCCAUGCUUAAUUUUUCCAUUGUUACUGCUAUAUUCUUUGUUUUAUAUAAAAAAUAAAAGAAUGGACUACACAGAUUGCUUAAAAAAAAAAAAAAAAAAAGCAUGUGUGAAAAUGAACUGGGUUGUGAAAGGUUGGUGUCUGCUUGCCUCAAAUCUUGAAUUUAAAAUGGCCUUAAACCUCAUUCGGCUUUAUCAAUUGCAUAUGUUGUUGGGCAAUAUUUGUCCAUCCUGGAAAAAUAUAUACGUGAACCUAGUGCUGAAUGUGUGCUGAAAACUCCUUACCUAUUUAAACCUGUAUCAUUUUAGGUUUUGUAGUUGGUAGCUCACUAAAGGAAAUGUUUGAAGUGUGCAUGUGUAUAGACUGUGCAGUCACUUUUGUGCCAUUUUUGUAAAUAAAAUAGUUUUGCACAAA
Molecule: messenger RNA, 1291 nt
Organism: Acipenser ruthenus (sterlet)
Lineage: Eukaryota; Metazoa; Chordata; Actinopteri; Acipenseriformes; Acipenseridae
Product: cAMP-regulated phosphoprotein 19
Exons: 3
Coding region: 112-465 (117 amino acids)
Cellular component (GO): cytoplasm
Molecular function (GO): protein phosphatase inhibitor activity
Source: RefSeq, a predicted model, not a curated record